Messenger RNA from Megalops cyprinoides (Indo-Pacific tarpon), 1784 nucleotides. It is a transcript of the gene yju2b, whose product is annotated as coiled-coil domain containing 130. The record is from RefSeq and is a predicted model, not a curated record. The transcript is spliced from 10 exons. The coding region runs from base 152 to 1402 and encodes 416 amino acids. Gene Ontology annotation, biological process: mRNA splicing, via spliceosome. Lineage: Eukaryota; Metazoa; Chordata; Actinopteri; Elopiformes; Megalopidae. Gene Ontology annotation, cellular component: post-mRNA release spliceosomal complex; U2-type spliceosomal complex.
GUGUUUCUGUGUUUCGAACAGUUUGAUUUUCAAAUGAAUACCAACAUUUAGCUGCAUUUUUAUUGUGGAAUAGACAGAUUGGGAAGUCAGCUAGUAAAAGAAGUCCACUUCCUGCCCAGCGGUCAGCGAGUGAAGAUUCCCAGCCGACAGGAUGGGUGAAAGAAAAGGAGUUAACAAGUACUACCCCCCAGACUUUGACCCGGCCAAGCAUGGCUCUCUCAAUGGCUACCACAAGACUCACCCUUUGCGGGAGAGGGCCAGGAAACUGUCCCAGGGCAUCCUCGUCAUCCGAUUUGAGAUGCCCUACAAUAUAUGGUGCGAUGGCUGUAAGAACCAUAUCGGCAUGGGGGUCCGAUAUAAUGCAGAAAAGAAGAAAGUGGGGAAUUACUACACUACACCGAUAUACAGGUUCAGGAUGAAGUGCCACCUGUGUGUGAACUACAUUGAGAUGCAGACCGACCCAGCCACCUGCGAUUAUGUCAUUGUGAGUGGAGCCCGCCGUAAGGAGGAACGUUGGGACAUGGCCGACAACGAGCAGAUUCUCACCACAGAACACAGCGAGAAGGAGAAGCUGGAGACUGAUGCUAUGUACAAGCUGGACCAUGGGGGCCAGGACAAGGAGAAGCUACGUGCUGCCAUUCCCUCCCUCUCUGAGUUGCAGGAGCAUCAGUCCAGUUGGAAGGAUGACUUCCUACUAAACAGUUCCCUUCGCAGGAAGUUCAGGGUGGAGAAGAAGGUGAUGGCAGAGGAAGAGGAAAAAGACAACGCUGUGCGGAAGAGGACAGGUCUGUCCAUCCCACUGCUGCCGGAGAAAGAGGAGGACAAGAGACUUGCAGCUCUGCUGACCUUCCAGAGUGCUGACUCUUACGAGGACAGGAAGCAGAGCAAGAGAAAGGAGAUAUCGUCACGCUCGUGGUUCUCUUCUCCCACGGGGACACAGUCCGGGGCUGCAGGCAGCCUCUUGCAGAAGCUGGUGCUGACUGGGAAAGGGACACCCCAGAGAGCCCCGGGCCCCCUCAGUCUCAUCCGCAAGAAGAGCGACGCCGACAGGCCUGCAGUCGCCGCCACGCUGGCCCGCAGGAAGUCUGACCCCGGGGCCGUCAGCACCGCUGCUGCCACACAAGGAAAGGCCGAGUGUGGGACCUUAGAGAGAGACGAGCCCAACCCUGAGACCGGGGGGACUGAUUCUGCUGUAACACAGCCCAGUCGGAAAGAUCAGGAGGCAGCAGCAAACGAAGCUGGCACAGAAGCCAACGUCCACACCACAGACAUUGUUAAAGGAGAUGGAUGCCCUGAAACAUCAGGGGCUUCUGGGAUAGAGGAGGACUGCGAAACUCGCCCAAAUACUCUGAGAUCUCUAGUCGCAGACUACAGUGAUUCAGACUCUGACCCAGGACCUUGAGGCAGCUGGAGUUGCCAGAUGGGAAAUUUGUACACUAGACUUUGGGGUCUGACAAGUGGAAUUAAACUUGCUUUUUGCAGAGAUUAAAUGUACAAAAACUGCAGUGUUGUGGACACUGUAAUAAUUAACCCUUUAGCAAAUUGUACUUAAGACUAAUUUAAUGUGAAGUCAAUAUGCCAAACCAAGACCCAUACAAACUUUCUUUGAAAUUUGUCAUCAAGCUCGCAGUUGUGUGCCUGAGAAAUUGUGGUAGUGUUCAUAUCUGUGCAUGUCAAAGUUUGCUUUUAAGACACUGUGAUGUUUGAUGUAUCAGACAUUUCUGGAUGGCUUUGAUGCCAGUGUAAAAUAUUUUUAACGUAGUCUAUGUAUGGAGUUUUUCUUU